GGGGAGGAAGGGUAGAGCAAAGCGAAUGAGGAGGGGGAGGAGAAAGGACGCAGGCAAUCGUGUAUGUGUGUGUGAGGGGCGGAACUCACUGAAGCCAGACAGUGUUGUCGGCGCACUGCACAGCUGAAGCCUCACUAUACGUCAUUCUUUUCGGGGACAGCAUUAGCGCAGCUGACGGCACUGUCUUGGCUUUUUAGUAGGCUACCCAGUGGUGGGGAAUUUCUCUCUCCGCACCGGAACGCCAUUGUGUGACUGGAUCUUCGCUCACUAUUGCCUGAAGAGUGGAGACUCUGGAAACGAUGUAGCGAAGGAGUUUAUUGUGGACACAGUCGUUUAGUCUUUAAACAAGCUCUGUUUACCAACGAGUAAUCCCGAUGCUUCACUUAAAACCUCAGGUGGAACUAAAUGUGAUUUAUGUUGGGUAAAGGGGCGAAGCGGAAACUGGAAGAGGAUGAGGACGGGCUGGAAGGCAAAGCGCUGGCGUCGGGCGGGCCCGCGGACGGGCCGUCCAAGGUGUCGUACACCCUGCAGCGCCAGACCAUCUUCAACAUCUCCCUGAUGAAGCUGUACAGCCAGCGGCCGCCGCCGGAGCCCAGCCUGGCCCGCCGCGUGCUCAUCAACAACAUGCUCCGCCGCAUCCAGGAGGAGCUGCGCUGGGAGGGCGGGCCGCGCCCCAUCCUGUUCCCGCCCUCCGCCCCGCCCGACGACCCCGCCGACGAGGGCUUCCGCGAGGCCCAGCCCGCCUUCGGCGCCCUGUCCGCGGCGGCGACGGCGGCCACGCCCACGUCUCCUUCCCCUCAGGCCCUGCCCCAACCUCCGCCCCUCCCCGCCCUGCCCGUCUCCGCCCCUCCGGAUUCCUGUCUCACCCCCGCCUCCCUCCUGGAGGACGACGCCGCCUCUUUUUGCACUUCCCCGCCCCCCCACACCGCCCUGGCCCAUCCCCUCCUUCAUCACGGCCUGUCCAGACUGCCCCCCGCCUCCACGGCUCUGGACGACACUGGGGGGCUGGGUCCACCGGCCGCGGAAAACGCUACGACUACUACCUCCUCCGUCACCGUGGCGCCCCACCCGCUCCUGGCCGGGUCCGACUCUAAGGACUGCAGCAAGACCUGCAGCCAAAAGUUCGAGGGGCUGGUCUCGCAGCUGGAGGGCCGCGCGGGUGUGGCCACCAAGGCAGAGUCGAGACUGAUGGACUCCCUGCCCCCCAGCGGCCUGGACAUUAGCCCCUCCUCCUCUUCAGGAUUCCUCACAGAUCUGGCCUUGGACGACAUCCUGUUUGCGGACAUUGACACCUCCAUGUAUGACUUUGACCCCUGCACCACCACCACGGCGGGGGUCACUGCUUCCAAAAUGGCCCCCAUGGUGAUGUCGGACGACCUUUUCAAGACCCUGUCCCCCUAUGGGGGUACCCCCACCUCCGCCCCCCCUGCCCAGCCCUUUAAAAUGGACCUCACUGAACUGGACCACAUCAUGGAGGUUCUUGUUGGUUCUUGAUUCACAAUUUUAAAAACAACAAAAACUUUCAAGACAGAAAAAAAGAGAACAUUUUAUUUCAUCUGUGUGUUUUUGUACAGUUUUCUAAAAACAGUUGAAAUAAUUAACUGAUACUACUACACAAUACUGUGCAUGCAUUGUCCUUCGCUUUCCAAAAACAAAAAGAUGAACACUUGGCUUCUAGCUAAUUUGAGUGCCUUUCAUCUGUCACUAGUCACAUAACCACUUUUAACUUGCAGCGCUUUUUUUUUAUUUCAGUCAGUUUUUUUUGUUGUAGGUGUUUUUUUUAAAUAUCACUGAAAAAUGAAAAAUGCAAUAACCUUUUAAAGACUUGGUUACCCUCUCAGAAAAAGCAAGAUGAACUUUAAUGAAGCACAAAGCGUGUACAAAGUAAAGUCGCAUGUGUCUCUGUUUCAACUGUCCUCUCAUUUACUGUCAUUGUCAGAAACAUUUGUGAGAAGUAUUAUUAUUAUUAUUAUUAUUAUUGUUGUUAUUAUUAUUAUUUUAAUAUUAUUAUUUUGUUGUUGCUGUGGUUGUUGUAGUUUCCUGUUGCUCUUGAUUAAGCAGUCUAUUAGUACUGGUUGUAUUAUUCUGACUGUCCAUUUCAAACUGCUGUACACAAGGAAUUGUAUUUUUCUACCAAAUCUCUGAAUUGAGAAUGUUGUUUCCUAACAUUGAUGAAAAGCACAUACUUUGAUACGACUGUUUAGCUGACCCAAAAAUUGACAAGAAUAUGUUGUACUUUUAUACAAAGUCACCUGAAUUAUGACUGUAGGAUGUGUCCAGGAAAUCCAUGAAAAGCUUUACUUACUGCCUUUGUAAAGCUGUAUGAAUUCAGCGCGAGAGGGAAUUCAUCCAAAUCAGAUUUUCAAAGUAUUGAUGAACAUAAUUCUGUAUGUUUACGCUUCUGAGCAAUCGUCUUCCUUAGUCUCUAUAUUCCUCAGUCAUUUAAUGUGAUGGUACCGACGAGAAAAAAAGACUACUCUCAUCACCAGAAAUUAAUUUUAGGUUUACUUUUCAAUGAAACAUGUGCGUUUUACUGAGUAUAAUUGGCUGGUUUUUAAUGAUAUUUCAGUUUGAAGUAUUUGAAGGCUAACUAUAAUUAGUAUCAUAACAUUUAUUAUUGAUUAGUUCUCUGACCUAAUAAAUGCUGAUGAGAACGUCAGUCUACAAGAUAACUAAGCAAGCUGAAUUAUCUGCGACUCUUCAGUGAAGAGGUGGCAUGCUGUUUCACAGAACACACACACACACACACACACACACACACUGUGUCUCAAGCUCCAUAAUUUCUCACUUUCCCAACCCUUAAAUGCAGCAAACUGUGUUCCUUCACUUCUGCUGUGCAUCAUGUUGUGCAUGCUGUCGGACCCAUGCCCCUGCUGGCGAGCGUGCUGUAAUACCCCGCGCAUGGCUUUGUAAAGGUACGCGAGCGCGCUUUGCCGGUUGGGUGGCGGCCUGGUCGCGGCGGAACACGAGCUGGGUUCUGCAUGAGUAACUUCCUCAUUAAUUUAUUGUUUUGUUUCUUAAUGCUUCGCCGCGUUAGCACGGGCAGGGGCGAAGCGCGGCGUUCUUUUUCUGUCGCGGCUGGGUCACGGCGCGUCCACUCUAGUGCACAAACAGCCUGAGGGAGCGGGCGUGCCGGAGUGAACGAGCGGGGGGCGGGGGUGUUAUCGGCCGUGCGAGGAGACCGUGAGAUUACAUUGCCUGGGAGAUCCGUGGAACAUGGUGACAGCAGCUUGUGAGUUAAACAAAUAUUUUGCUUUAUAUAUAUAUAUAUAUAUAUAUAUAUAUAUAUAUAUACACACACAGGCUAUAUAGCACAUCGGAUAGUAUGCAGGUAUCUGCAACAAACCACUUAAAACACGUCAGGUGAUGCGUCAGUCAUGGAGGCUAGCUGUGAGUGCUCGCUUGUUGCCAACUUAUGGAGCCAUUUUUGCUUUAUUCCUGUAUUGAAACAAAAAAAAACGUAAAUCCUGUACCUUGUUCGUCAACAGUGGUAUCCAGCAUUCCAUAUGCAAAAUGCAUAUUGCGUAUAGUGACGGGAUAUUCUGGGACAGCCUUUAUUUCUGUGACUCAUGUUCUUGCUUUACUUGAAGCAGUGUCAAGUGAAUGAAAAACAAAGAGAAGAUUACAAUAAUGAGUGGAACCCAGUCAUGUAUGGGUUUCCGGUACCCGAAAGAGACUAGACUUUGCGCAAAAAUCAUUGUCCUGCCAUUGCCUUGGAUUUAACCAAUCAUAUGACAGUCCAGCAGGUGUGGGCCUGACCAAUAUGCCCACCUGAGUGAUGUCACCUACAUGUUUAUACCAAUGGGAUCUUGCUGUCUGUCUUGAAAUUUCUGAAGCCUGGAGAGGGAGGGGCAGUCCUCACAAUAACUGCUGAUUCACAGCCCUGACAGCCUGGUUUCCCAGUGCAGCCAUUUCUGUUUGUGAAAGGUGGAAUCAGCCAUGAGAGAAAUGCUACUGGGAAUUAGGAAUACGUCCCGCUGACUGAGUCUGUGGGGAAGUGGUUAAACAGUGACCGGGGGAGUGCAGAACACACAGUACUAUUAUUAAUUUAUAUGUAAUUAAUAAGUUUAAUGGUUUAAAAUAUUUUGGUUUUGAAGUGAUUGUUCAGUUUAUUUAUUCAUUUCCUGUGUAAAUAUAUUUAUUUUCCAUGUGAAGCUAACAUCUGUAUUGUAAUGUGUACAGAAUGUAUGGUAGGAAUGUUCUUUUCUUUUAGGAAUGUAUAUUACAGUAUCUAUGGAAUUUGGGUGAAAGCCAUGUUUAUGUUAAUGCAUUUUUGUUUGUUUUUUUGAAUUGGUGAGGUGUCUGUACCAGUUCUUGGUUUAACACUCUGUAAACCCAAUCAGGUGGUGACAACGGUGUCUCAUUUCGGUAUAUAUGCGUCCGUUUGUGUCCCUGGAGAAAGACUGGAUAAGCAAGACUACACAAUGCAAUAUAUACAACUUUGUUCUCACAAACGUUCGAGAAUGAAGUCUCUGAACCUGAGCUUGACCUGUGAAACAGCAUUGUCAACCACUGAUGCCAAACUGUGCUGAAAUGUUCAAGAGAAGACGAGUGCGGUGUGUUUCUCCUGUACCUUCAGUUUGAACAAUCAUUUCUGCUGUUCCCUGUGGACUAGGCAGCAAAAUUUUAAUAUGCAGUAAAAAGGGGGGUGGGGGUUGGGACAUUGGUUGGGGUUGGGAGUGUGACCGCAUGCGGAUUUCGGUAUAGGCUGAGGUUUGGAUUUGGGUUUGGGAGCGGUGUGUGUGGGGAUGCUCUUCCAUUCAAAAAGCAGGCUGUAUGUUACAUACAUCCUGGAGCUGUGCCUUUUUCUAUGCAAUAUUAUCAAUAUAUUUGUCAGUGGGGGCGGAGACAAGCAUAAACACUGACUACUGUAUUUGCAUCGACUUAUGGACUAUAGCAUCUAUUACAAUGGUCAGGUGUAUAUGAAUUUGAAACAGUCUUACUUUUGUAGUUUUAUAUUAUACAAUAAACUAUAUAAAGAAUA
Anguilla anguilla (European eel) is the source of this 4984-nucleotide messenger RNA. RefSeq names its product SERTA domain-containing protein 2-like. NCBI's taxonomy places the organism in Eukaryota, Metazoa, Chordata, Actinopteri, Anguilliformes, Anguillidae. Gene Ontology annotation, molecular function: transcription regulator activity. Gene Ontology annotation, cellular component: nucleus. The record is from RefSeq and is a predicted model, not a curated record. Bases 415 to 1494 code for a protein of 359 amino acids. The transcript has 2 exons.